Messenger RNA from Cetraspora pellucida, 186 nucleotides. NCBI's taxonomy places the organism in Eukaryota, Fungi, Glomeromycota, Glomeromycetes, Diversisporales, Gigasporaceae. The record is from the annotation of a GenBank genome assembly.
AUGGACUUGGCAACUCAUAGGACUCCGUCUGGUAUCGAGAAGAACACGGAGUUUGCCGUAAGUGAAACAAUCUUCCAGGGUGGUCGUCUACAACCUCUUGCAUUCAGUUGGUUGCCACAGUUGGCUAUGAUUUCGAAAUAUGUAAACACGGAUAGUUUCUGGACUAAAAUGGGGACAAAAUUUUAA